Molecule: messenger RNA, 3163 nt
Organism: Electrophorus electricus (electric eel)
Lineage: Eukaryota; Metazoa; Chordata; Actinopteri; Gymnotiformes; Gymnotidae
Gene: snx33
Product: sorting nexin 33
Biological process (GO): endosomal transport; plasma membrane tubulation; endocytosis
Cellular component (GO): plasma membrane; cytoplasmic vesicle
Molecular function (GO): phosphatidylinositol binding; protein binding
Source: RefSeq, a predicted model, not a curated record
UUCUGGUAUCGCAAGAGGACAAAAUGUCACUGAAAGCUAAAGCACUUUAUACUUUCCAAAGUGAGAAUGCAGAGGAGAUCAGCAUACAGGAGAAUGAGGAGCUAGUUAUCUUUGAUGAGAAUUCUGUAGAUGGCUGGUUACGAGGAGAAAACAGCCGUGGAGAGAGAGGCCUAUUCCCAGCCUCUUACGUUGAGAUUAUACGGCCACGUUCCAACUCCAACCUGACUGACUGCUCCCUCAGCCCUGCUGGCUCCCCUGCAAAAGAACAUUUCUACUACUCCCCUACUACUAACACCACCUUCUAUGACGAUGAUGACGAUGACUGGGAUGACUGGGACGACAGCUCUACGGUGGUUGAGGAUGAAGACCCUCGCAGGGCGGUGGGUGCAAAUGGCCAUGCCCAUCAGAGUCCCAACCCCAACGUGCACUACCGUGCCAAGCCUCACAUGGAGCGCCAGGACAGCAUCUCUAGCUCCAGGAAGGGCAGCAUGGUGGGCAGGAACCUCAACCGCUUCUCCAGUUUUGUGCGCUCAGGUGUAGAGGCAUUCGUGCUUGGCGAUGUGCCCAUGAUGGCAAAGAUAGCUGAGGCCUAUAGCAUAGAGAUGGGCUCCCAGGGGCCUCAGUGGAAGGAGAGUCCCCAGCCAUUCUCCUGCUCCAUUGAAGAUCCCACCAAACAGACUAAGUUCAAAGGCAUUAAGACUUACAUUUCCUACCGGGUCACUCCCAGUCACACCGGCAGACCUGUGUACCGCCGCUACAAGCACUUCGACUGGCUCUACAAUCGCCUGCUGCACAAGUUCACCGUCAUCUCCGUCCCCCACCUGCCUGAGAAACAGGCCACUGGGCGUUUCGAGGAGGACUUCAUUGAGAAGAGGAAGAGGAGGCUCAUCCUGUGGAUGGAUCACAUGACCAGCCACCCGGUGCUGUCCCAGUAUGAGGGUUUUGAGCACUUCCUCAUGUGUGGCGAUGACAAGCAGUGGAAGCUGGGGAAGCGGCGGGCAGAGAAGGACGAGCUGGUGGGUGCCCACUUUAUGCUCACGCUACACAUCCCCAACGAACACCAGGACCUGCAGGAUGUGGAGGAGCGUGUCGACACCUUCAAGGCCUUUGCCAAGAAAAUGGAUGACAGCGUGAUGCAGCUGACGCACGUGGCCUCCGAGCUCGUCCGUAAGCAUCUUGGGGGCUUCCGCAAGGAGUUCCAGCGACUGGGUCAUGCUUUCCAGUCCAUCAGCCAGGCGUUCAUGCUUGACCCACCGCACACCUCAGACGCCCUCAAUGCCGCCAUCUCACACACAGGCCGCACUUACGAGAACAUUGGAGAGAUGUUUGCCGAGCAACCCAAAUAUGACCUGUUCCACAUGCUGGACAAACUGUCGCUCUACCAAGGUUUGCUGUCCAACUUCCCGGACAUCAUUCAUUUACAGAAAGGUGCAUUUGCAAAGGUGAAAGAGUCACAGCGUAUGAGCGAUGAGGGUAAGAUGGACCAGGACGAGGCCGACGGCAUUCGCAAGCGCUGCAGGACUGUGGGCUUCGCCCUGCAGGCCGAGAUGAGUCACUUCCACCGUCGUCGCGAGGUGGACUUCAAGGAGAUGAUGCAGGCCUACCUUCGCCAGCAGAUCGCCUUCUACCAGCGUGUGGGUCAGCAGCUGGAGAGGACACUGCACAUGUAUGACAGCCUGUAGCACGUGAGCCUGCCACCACAGCUGGCGUUAGGCAACCAGAGCCUAGUUAACUCAUGUGGGGAGGCCGCCCUGCUCCUGCUCAAGAGCCGCUCAUAUUCUCUCGAGGGUUACGAAGAUGCCCUGUAGCUCGGAGAGGAUGUGUGGAUUCAAAGUCAUUUCUGAAUCAUUCUGAUUCUGCAGAGAUGGCUGGACUUGGUGGUUGUGGAGAUGGUCAGACUUCUAAAAAAGGCGAAUGCACAUGUGGACUAAGCACUUGCUUAUGCACUUAAAGAUGUCACUUUCAUGGCUGCUUUUAUUAGCCAAAACACAGAAUUCCAGGGACUCGCAUAGUUUUGUGAUGCCUUGAUGAUAAGAAAUAUUCAUGUAAUUAUAUCUAGCAUCUUAUUUUGUUUCACAUAUUCUGUUUUAUUUAAUCUUAUUUGCUAAGUAAAGUAAGUUCUUAGAUUAUGAUUUGUACUCUUGACCAGUUGUGACCUCCCAGACUCAGGUUGAGUAGCUUUUCUUGAGGAAAGGUCUUGAUUCAAGCCCUUUUUUGUGCCUGUUAGGGAUGUGCCUGUCAGGGAUGUCUUCAUGGCUCUGCAGGUCCAAGAGCCAUAUGAGGGUAAAACUGCUUGCUGCCACAAUAAACCAAUCUAGAAUCAACUGAGCUGGAACUCUGGGAUUCCGGGUAUUCUGGAACUCAGAAUUCUGUUACUGGGGUGGUGCGUUUGUCAGUAUAGACAACUGUAAUGAUUCUGCUAUUUGCAGUUACUACAAACCUAGAAAAGACUAUUAAAUGUUUGCUUUUAAGUUUUAACAGACAGCAAAGUGUAAUUUGUUGCCUCUAUGACUGGCAACAGUAUUCACUGUUUUAAAAUGGCCACGCGGUUCGCAACAUUCCUGUAACACCACCCAUUCUAAUUAUGAGAACAUGCUGACUGGUUUGUGUGUGCAACGUUUAAAAUUUCCAAAUGAAUGUUUUAACAGGAAUGGAUUUACAAAUGUUGGUGCACACAAUGAUUCUAUAAAUGCACCCUGAGUUUUGGGGUUGAUUUUAGCUGUAGUGCAUGUUGAAUGCAAAGUGUCCGAGGGGACGGGUACUUGUGGUCUACCUUUUUUUAAUAGGUUCUUCUAUUAGUUAUUUUUAGGAGAGUCAUUUUGCAUAGACUUUAAUGGACAGUGGACAGAGGUAGGACACUUCUGAGGACUAGUUUGUGAACAAGAGAGUGCAGAUGUUAAAAAUGCAUCACAAAUUCACACAAAUGUUACAUAUUAUUAAAGAUGGGGUUAAAGGUAAGGCUAGCUUUUGUUAAUAUUUUAUAUGUUUAGGUUGUAACGUUUGAAACAGUUUGCAAAUGCAGGCCAUGCAUACGUUUCCUUUCCAGAUUGUACUGUUCUGAAGGCUCUUGGAACUCUGUUCUUGCUGUAGACAGUGCUAGCAAACUAGCUUGUGGUAUUGCAAAGAUAAAGGGUUUCAGUGCUUUGAGGCUGCCGCUACUAAA